AUGCCAACUACUGAUACACCAACUACCGACCUUCCAUCUACCCACCUUCCAUCUACCGACACCCCAGCAACUGACACUCCAGGAACCGACACUCCAACUACGGACUUUCCAACUACCAAACCUUCAACUACCGACUUUCCAACUUUCGGCAAUCCAACUAUUGCACAUCCUUCCCUUCAAAGCACAACAGUGGGUGGAACCAGUACCACUCUCCCCACCACCUCUACCACCACCUCUCCCACCACCUCCACCACCCACUCUCCCACCACAAUCCCUCCUCUGGUCUGUAUCAACGGUGGUGAGCUGCAGAGUGGAGUCUGUAUCUGUCCUGAUGAGUGGACCGGAGACACCUGUUCAGAGGAAUCUGUACUUCUAACCCUCAGUGACAUUCUAGGAAAUAUCUCCAGCAGUUCAGGUGAUUUACGACAGUUAGCCUUCAGUACUCAGAUCCUGACCUCCCAACCAGAGCAGCUGUCAGCUGACAACAUCACCACAGCAGCUCAGAUAGCUAACACACUGCUUCAGUCUGCAAAUAUCACAGAGGACAUCGCAGUGGCAGCUGUAACCACCAUCAGUCAGCUGCUCAAUGCCAGUGAGGAGAGUACACAGGAGAGAGACGCUGUCCAAAAGUACAGCCUCACAGAGACCUUGGAGAAGUUUUCCCUGGACCAGCACAAUAAUGUGUCCUUGGUGGUUCAGCCCAACCUGGCAGUCCAGUCUGUCCAAGUACCAAGUGACUCAGUAGGGAUCCAGUUUACUGCUCUGACUGGGAGAUCUGGUAAUUAUGUGGCCAACAGAAUUCAUCUCAACACCAAUACCUCUGAACUGAUAGCUGACAAAGGAGGUUCUACCGAUGUCCAGAUUGUUAUCAAAUUCACACCAGUUUUGCAUUGUAAAAACACAAACCACUCCAUUGGUUUUGUGCUCUACCAAAACGACCGGUUCUUCAGGUCCAAGGCUUUCAGAGCUUCUCCAGGAACCAGCAGAAGGGUCAUCUCUGCUAACCUGGGACAAGUGUCUGGGUUACAUGUUGAGAUGCUUUUCAAGCCCACAGCUGUUCCCAACGCCUCCCUCUAUGACUUUGCCUGCGUGUCAUGGAACUACACGUUGAAAGACUGGAGCACCUUUGGCUGCUACAAAGUCAACCACUCAGAAGACGGCCUGCAAUGUUUCUGUAAUCACACCACUAACUUCGCUGUGCUGAUGUCUUUCAGGAGGGACUUUAAAUACGCUGAAGUGCUAAACUGGAUCACCAUAUUGGGAUGUUCCAUGUCCAUCAUAGGGUUGAGUUUAACAAUAACAUUCCAGAUGGUGACCAGGAAAUGACGCAAAACCAACCCAACGGUCCUCUUAGUGAGUGUCUGCAUGUGUCUCCUGAUCUUCACCCUCCUCUUCAUGUUGGGAGUGGACAACCCUCAUAAACAGCUGGGCAAACCUAAAAUACAGAAGGACAACAUUCUCCCCCCGUCCGACACACACACAGAGCGGGACAGAGGGCCCUGUACUGCAGUGGCAGUCCUGCUGCAGUACUUCCUGUUGGGGACGUUCACCUGGAACACGCUGUACGCCACACAUGUCUUCCUGAUGAUCAGAAACAGCCUGGCCACCAGCCCAUCACACUUCACAGCCUAUACCGUGGCCAUCGGAUGGGGACUGCCUGCAGUUGUGGUGUCUCUCACCUUAGGAAUUAGUUACAGGGUGGAUAAUCCACUGGGAUACAGGCAGGAGGAAUUUUGCUGGCUUGCUGCCCUCGAUCCAAAGGGGAACUUUGACUUCAAGCUGCCAAUGUUUUGGGGUUUACUGACACCUGUGGCGUUCAUGCUUAUGUUCAACACAGUGGUGUUGGUAUGUUUUACAGUGAAGACCAACCCAC
Oncorhynchus tshawytscha (Chinook salmon) is the source of this 1873-nucleotide messenger RNA. RefSeq names its product adhesion G-protein coupled receptor G7-like. The record is from RefSeq and is a predicted model, not a curated record. NCBI's taxonomy places the organism in Eukaryota, Metazoa, Chordata, Actinopteri, Salmoniformes, Salmonidae. Bases 1 to 1326 code for a protein of 441 amino acids. The transcript is spliced from 12 exons.